AUAUGUCUCCUCUUUUGCCGUUGGAAGUCAUCUCUCGGGAGCUCCCCUGGUGGAUAUCGGCCACGCUGGAGCCCUUACCAAGACGUGAUGCCCACCUACAAUCAGCUGGCUCCCGGCUCUCUCCUCAACCAGCAGUACGGCGCAGCGCAGGGUCUAGGGUUCCACGGUAUCCCCGCCAGAAGAGCUCCGAUGGUCGAGCAAGCCGUUCAGACGGUUCCUUUGGCCAGCAGUGCUCAGAAAAAGGGGAAAUCCUCAACUCAGCCGCAGCAGCUCAGACAGACUGUUCGUCCAGCCCAGCACGCCGUCUCCCAGGUUCAGAAAGAGAAUGUCCCCAACA
Messenger RNA from Hippocampus comes (tiger tail seahorse), 337 nucleotides. RefSeq names its product protein LSM14 homolog B-like. The record is from RefSeq and is a predicted model, not a curated record. The transcript is spliced from 2 exons. Lineage: Eukaryota; Metazoa; Chordata; Actinopteri; Syngnathiformes; Syngnathidae. The annotation marks the transcript as partial.